This is a messenger RNA of Rhincodon typus (whale shark), 4193 nucleotides long. It is a transcript of the gene dhx9, whose product is annotated as DEAH (Asp-Glu-Ala-His) box helicase 9. Gene Ontology annotation, biological process: regulation of mRNA processing; positive regulation of transcription by RNA polymerase II. The coding region runs from base 45 to 3860 and encodes 1271 amino acids. Lineage: Eukaryota; Metazoa; Chordata; Chondrichthyes; Orectolobiformes; Rhincodontidae. The transcript has 27 exons. The record is from RefSeq and is a predicted model, not a curated record. Gene Ontology annotation, molecular function: ATP binding; 3'-5' DNA/RNA helicase activity; double-stranded RNA binding. Gene Ontology annotation, cellular component: ribonucleoprotein complex; nucleolus; intracellular anatomical structure.
GAGCAAAUAAUUAGCAUUGAAAUUGUCAAGAAUCUAGUUGAACCAUGACGGACAUAAAGAACUUCCUGUAUGCUUGGUGUGGAAAGCGCAAGGUCACUCCAAGUUAUGAUAUCCGUGCAGCUGGUAACAAGAAUAGGCAAAAGUUUGUUUGUGAGGUUCGAAUAGAUGGAUUUAAUUAUACUGGCAUGGGAAAUUCUACCAGCAAAAAGGAUGCCCAGACAAACGCCGCCAGGGAUUUUGUCAAUUACCUUGUUAGGACUGGAGCGAUGAAAGCUGAUGAGGUUCCCAGUUUGAAGGGAUUUGAACCUGAUAGUGUUAAUAGUGGUCAAAGUAGUGUGCUGGAGGAAUUGCCAUUUGGUGUGCCCAGUGCUCCUCGCUUAGCUGUGAAAAAAGAGCAAGAUGUUGACUGUGGAGGGGGCAGAGGAGGUGGACUCAGUGGUUACUGGGAACGUGGAGCCAAUUUAAAGGAAUAUUAUGAGAGGAGAGAUGAACAGGAAGCCCAAGCAACUCUGGAAUCUGAAGGCUUGGAUUUGAAUGCUGGUCUUCAUGGCAACUGGACACUUGAAAAUGCCAAAGCUCAACUUAAUCAAUUUUUCCAAAAAGAGAAGAUUCAAGCAGAUUAUAAGUAUUCACAAGUUGGACCUGACCACAACAGGAGUUUUAUUGCAGAGAUGACUAUUCACGUGAGACAGCUGGGAAGAAGAAUUACAGCCCGUGAGCAUGGUUCAAAUAAAAAACUGGCUGCGCAAUCAUGUGCACUGUCAUUGGUCAGACAGCUUUACCAUCUGGGAGUGUUUGAAGCUUUUACUGGACAUACAAAGAAGAAAGAAACAGAGAAGGUGGAGCCAUAUGAGCUAAAUAUUGCUAGUGACUUGGAACGUCAGCUGGAAUCUGUUGUAAAUGACCUUGGAUUGCAGCUUGUACCAUCACCUGAAGACCCUAAUAAUCCAAUUUCGCUUACUGUUGGGAAGCUUGCCCAAUUUGAGCCAUCAAUUCGGCAGAAUUUUGCAGGAGUUGUGCCAUGGUCGCCGCCUCAAGUCAACUGGAACCCUUGGACCAGUAGCAAUAUUGAUGAAGGGCCUCUUGCUUAUGCAACACCGGAACAAAUCAGUAUGGACUUAAAGAAUGAGCUACAAUACCAGAUGCAGAAUGAUAGCAAUCUACAACAUAUACUGAAAGAAAGGAGCCAAUUACCAGUUAAAAACUUUGAGGAUGAAAUACUUAAAUCAGUCAGCUGCAAUCCAGUAAUCAUUAUUCGAGGUCAAACUGGGUGUGGUAAAACUACUCAGGUUCCUCAAUACAUCCUUGAUGAAUACAUCAGAAGUGGCAAAGGAUCGGAAUGUAAUAUUGUAGUCACACAGCCUCGACGUAUUAGUGCUGUGUCUGUCGCUGAGCGUGUUGGUUGCGAGCGUGGAGAAGAACUAGGCAAGAGCUGUGGUUACAGUGUUCGUUUUGAAUCCAUAUUACCAAGGCCUCAUGGCAGCAUAAUGUUCUGUACUGUAGGUGUCCUGUUGAGGAAAUUAGAAGCUGGUCUUCGUGGUAUAAGCCAUGUAAUAGUAGAUGAAAUCCAUGAAAGAGACAUUAAUACUGAUUUUCUCCUUGUGGUUUUGCGAGAUGUUGUCCAAGCUUAUCCCGACAUCCGUGUUAUUCUCAUGUCUGCAACUAUUGACACCACCAUGUUCAGAGAGUAUUAUUUUAAUUGUCCAAUAAUCGAAGUAUAUGGAAGAACAUAUCCUGUUCAAGAAUAUUUCUUAGAAGACUGUAUUCAGAUGACUCGAUUUGUUCCUCCUCCAAGAGACAAGAAGAAAAAGGACAAAGAUGAGGAUGGUGGUGGUGAUGAUGAGGAGGUGAACUGUAACAAUAUCUGUGGUGAUGACUAUGAGACAGAAACCAAACGUGCUAUGGCUCAAAUGAGUGAAAAGGAGACUCCUUUUGAACUAAUAGAGGCAUUGCUGAAGUAUAUUGAAACACUGAAUGUAGAUGGUGCAGUUCUUGUUUUCUUACCAGGCUGGAACUUGAUUUUUGCUAUGCAAAGACACUUGGAAACAAACCCGUACUUUGGAAGCCACAGGUACAGAAUUCUACCAUUACAUUCGCAGAUUCCAAGGGAAGAACAGCGCAGAGUGUUUGAUCCUGUGCCAUCAGGAGUCAGAAAGGUUAUUUUGGCCACAAACAUCGCAGAAACAAGUAUUACGAUUAAUGAUGUAGUUUACGUCAUUGAUUCGUGCAAACAAAAAAUGAAACUGUUUACAUCUCAUAACAAUAUGACAAACUACGCCACAGUAUGGGCUUCAAAGACCAAUUUGGAACAACGACGGGGAAGAGCAGGACGUGUCCUUCCUGGCUUCUGCUUCCAUCUAUGUAGCAGGGCGCGAUUUGAGAGACUUGAAACACAUAUGACUCCCGAGAUAUUCCGCACACCUCUUCAUGAAGUUGCUCUGAGUAUCAAACUUCUUCGUCUGGGAGGCAUUGGACCAUUUUUGGCCAAAGCUAUUGAACCCCCUCCUCUAGAUGCAGUUAUUGAGGCAGAACACACCUUGCGAGAACUGCGGAUGCUGGACGAUGGCUUAGUUAUAAUUGGAUUUGGAAAGCUAUUGAUAGAAAAUGUUACUGAUUUUACUUUUAUCUGUUGCAGUGUUGGGGACGCAGUGUGCACAAUAUCUGCUGCUACCUGUUUCCCAGAGCCUUUUGUUAAUGAAGGCAAGCGCCUGGGCUACGUGCACAGGAACUUCUCAGGAACGAGAUUUUCAGAUCACGUUGCUCUGCUUUCAGUUUUCCAGGCCUGGGAUGAUGCAAGGAUGGGAGGAGAAGAUGCAGAAUUGCGGUUUUGUGAUCAUAAAAGGUUAAAUAUGGCAACUUUGCGCAUGACAUGGGAAGCUAAGGUUCAGCUGAAGGACAUCCUUAUCAACUCUGGCUUCCCUGAAGAGUGCUUGAUGACACAAGUAUUUAACAACACUGGACCAGAUAAUAAUCUUGAUGUGGUUAUCUCACUGCUUUGCUUUGGACUUUAUCCCAAUGUCUGCUAUCACAAGGAAAAAAGAAAGAUCUUGACUACAGAGGGACGCAAUGCACUUAUCCACAAGUCUUCAGUCAAUUGCCCAUUCAGCAACCAAGAUACAAAGUAUCCUUCCCCAUUCUUUGUGUUUGGGGAGAAGAUACGAACUCGAGCUGUGUCUGCAAAGGCAAUGACGUUAGUUAGCCCACUCCAGUUGCUUUUCUAUGGUUCAAAGAAGGUGACUUCAAAUGGAGAAAUUAUUCUGAUGGAUGACUGGAUAAAGUUGAAGAUGCCUCACUAUACAGCUGCUGCAAUUGUUGCUCUGCGUGCAGGAAUGGAGGCACUGGUUGUCGAAGUUGCCAAGGAUCCAGAAUUCAUACGACAAAUGGAUCCUGCACAUGAACGAUUGUUGAAUGUAAUCCGGCAGAUUUCAAAACCUGGUGCAGCAGGCAUUAAUCUUAUUGCAAAUUCGAGAUUUGGUGAUGGUCCUCGUCCUCCAAAGAUGGCACGUUAUGACAACCAAGGUUUUGGUGGCAGAGGGAGUGGUCGUGGAUCCAGUUACAGGGGAGGUCGUGGUUAUGGAAGAGGCAAUAGCUAUGGUGGCUCCCGUGGUAGUUUCAAUUCUGGAUACUAUGGUGGAGGAAAAGGUGGUAGUGGAGGAAGCUACCAAGGUGGUGGAUACCGCAACUACCAAAGUGGAGGUCGUGGUGGUGCAGGAUACGGGAGUUACCAAAGUGGUGGUGGUGGUGGGUAUGGGGGCUACCAAAGUGGUGGAGGAAGUGGAGGAUACGGUGGCUACCAAAGUGGUAGCAGCGGUGGUGGAGGAUAUGGAGGAGGAUAUGGUAAUGGCAGAGGUGGCUACUAGAGAGGUGCAGAAGACCAAAAGUUGCAUUUGUGCGCUGUUUAUAUGUAUUGACAAUAAUACAGUUUUGUAUUUAAUUAUUUUCAGAAUAGAAACAGUGCAUGCGCAUUGCAAAUGUUGUUAUCAAUUGUCAGUUUUUAUGCAAAUAUUUUCUUUUACUUGGUGUAUACUUAAGUGCAAAUUCAGAAUAAGGAAAUGUACUUGUGACACAUUUUAAAUGGCAGUUUAGAAUCCCCAAGAAUAUUAAAGUUUACUUAACAAAUUACUAGUUUUGAAUGACCAUAUGAUUUUCAUCCUAUUUGAGAGCAGCAAUAAAAGGGCUGUUGGUAAACAAGA